UUUCGGACUGGGGAAAAAAAAUUAUGACAGUCAGAAGUUUGAGCUGUAGAAAUGUCAACUUGUCUUAACGUUGUCUGAUAGCUUAAUAACUAACUUUGUCAACAUCGUUUUGCAAAUAUUUCAACAAUUGUAUUCAAGAAAACGUGUUGAUAACUGUGGUUUAUCUUUUCUAUACGUCUUGGAAGGCAAAGUACCUGAAAAGCCACAAAUUGGAUUAAGGAAAUCCGACCGUGAUAGUUAGCCAGCUCGUUAGUAUCUUUGAGGGGUCUCUUUUCACACUGUCCUCGCUAUCACAUUGGCUGUUUGCACCCGAUAUCAGGUUUAAGUAACUUUUCUCCAAUAAUCGCUUUUGUUAACUAACCGUAUUGCAUGUGUCGCCGUUUUUUGCAAAGGUCGGAUACAGUAGUGACAGUAAGUAGCCCAGUUAGCUAGCUACCGUAGUUAUCAUGGAGAACCAUUGGAAUAAUCUUCAAUCCAGUGGACGAGACAAACAGCGAAAGAAGGGAUUCACCGCCGGACAAGUGGGAGCGUCUGGAUGCGAGGAUGGAGAACGUAAACCAAAGUUUCAUUUACACGUUAAAAACAUUAAGGAUGACGUGCUGGACAGGUUUGCCAGUAUCCGUAUCCCGGGCAGUAAGAAAGAGCGUCCUCACCUCCCCCACGUCAAACACUCGUCCUCGUCUGAAUGGUCCUCCUCCGCUGAGUUUGAGGACCUGUCCUCCAAGAUCACCUCAGAAAAGGAGAUACUGGGACUCUUUGAGAAGAUGAUGGAGGAUAUGAACCUGAAUGAGGACAAGAAGGCUCCUCUGAGAGAGAAAGAUCUGACCACCAAGAGAGAGAUGGUUAUCCAGUACAUCGUUACUGCCUCCAAAACAAAGUCAUCAGAUUUCCCCUCAGGAGUUCCUGGGGGAGCUGAAGUCAGGAGUGACUGACGAACGCCUCAUGGCCUGUCUGGACUCUCUCCGUGUCUCCCUCACCAGCAACCCUGUCAGCUGGGUGCAGAGCUUUGGCCACGAGGGUCUGGGACUGCUGCUAGACAUCCUGGAGAAGCUGCUCCACAAGAAACACCAGGAUAAACCUGACAAGAAGAGCCAGCAUAAAGUCAUCCAGUGCCUCAGAGCCUUCAUGAACAACAAGUACGGUUUGGAGCGUAUCCUGUCAGAGGAGAAGUGUCUGUCCCUGUUGGCCCGAGCUAUCGACCCCACCCAGCCCGCCAUGAUGACCGACGUGGUCAAGCUGCUGUCGGCCAUCUGCAUUGUGGGCGAGGAGAACACUCUGGAGAAGGUCCUUGAAGCCAUCACCACAGCAGGAGAACACAGGGCCACGGAGAGGUUCAGUCCAAUCGUAGAAGGACUCAGAGAUCGCUCCGUCCAAUUACAAGUGGCCUGUAUGCAGCUCAUCAAUGCUCUGGUGACGUCUCCAGACGAACUGGACUUCAGGCUUCACAUCAGAAAUGAGUUUAUUCGCUCCGGCCUCAGAGAGAUUUUACCGCAUCUGACAGCGAUCAGGAACGAUGCUCUGGACAUUCAGCUCAAGGUGUUUGAGGAGCACAAGGAAGAGGACCUGAUGGAGUUCAGUCACCGGCUGGAGGACAUCAAGACGGAUCUGGAUGAUGUGGGAGAUGUGUUCACCGUGGUUCAGGGUAUGGUGAAGGACAGCGGGGCGGAGGCCGACUUCCUGUCCAUCCUACAACACCUAAUGCUCAUCCGGAACGACUACUUUGUCCGGCCCCAGUAUUUUAAGAUCAUAGAGGAGUGUGUGUCUCAGAUCGUUCUCCAUCGCAGCGGGACCGACCCAGACUUCACCUACCGAAAACGUCUUGACGUAGACUUCAGUGUCCUCCUGGAGGUGUGUGUGGACAAGGCUCAGGUAGAGGAGUGUGAGCUGAGAGCUACUGACUUGGCUCUGAAGUUUGAGGAGGAGUACCUGGGUCGACAGGAGGCUCAGGCUCAGCUGCUGAAGAGUGAAGAGAAGAUCAAUGAAUUGCAGGCCGAGCUACUGGCCUUCAAGUCCCAGUUUGGAGCCGUACCAGUGUCCCUGUCCGCAGCCCACCCACCCCAGGCUGGCUUCCCCUCCGCAGCCCACCCACCCCAGGCUGGCUUCCCCUCCGCCUUCCCGUCCCUCCCUCCCCCCCCUCCUCCUCCCCCCCUCCCAGGCUGCGGCCCACCUCCCCCACAAGGAGUGCCUCCCCCGUUCGGUUGUCCUCCUCCCCCUCCUCCUCCCCCGGGGUUCUGUGGGCUGGGCUCUCCUACCCACAACACCUUGCCUUUCGGACUCCGGCCCAAGAAGGAGUUCAAGCUCGAGACUUCCAUGAAGCGACUCAACUGGUCCAAGAUCCGCCCCCAGGAGAUGUCCGAGAGCUGUUUCUGGGUGGUGGCUAACGAGGAUCGCUAUGACAACCCUGACCUCCUCAACAGACUGGCGCACACCUUUGGCUCAUACAGACCAGAUCUCCUGAUUAAUUGA
Molecule: messenger RNA, 2466 nt
Organism: Salvelinus fontinalis (brook trout)
Lineage: Eukaryota; Metazoa; Chordata; Actinopteri; Salmoniformes; Salmonidae
Product: protein diaphanous homolog 3-like
Biological process (GO): actin cytoskeleton organization; actin filament polymerization
Cellular component (GO): actin filament; cytoplasm
Molecular function (GO): actin binding; small GTPase binding; microtubule binding
Source: RefSeq, a predicted model, not a curated record